AUAGAGAAAGGUUUUAGUGGAAGAACAUACAUUAGCAUCUGGGGCUGCAGACAUGGAGAGGUCCAGCGGCAAACGUUUUUGUUGUAGACGGGUGUGCCACAGGGUUCCUGUGGCACACAGAGAGGAACUGUACCACAUCCUGAAGAUGACAGGUCCUCUGCUGCUCUCUCGAAUCCUCAAUUACAUGCUUCCGUUUGUGGUUACAAUGUUCUGUGGCCGUCUGGGAAAUGACGUGAUGGCUGGCUAUGGAUUAGCUUCUGCUACAAUUAAUAUUACCACUGCAGCAACAGGAUUUGGUCUGGGACUGGCAUGUGAUACUUUGGUGUCUCAGACUUUUGGUGCUAAAAAUCUACUCCGGGUGGGCGUGAUCCUUCAGCGGGGCAUAAUCAUCCUCUUGUUGUUCUGUCUGCCUUGCUGGGGUCUCCUCAUUAAUGCUCAGGCCAUCCUAUUAUGUGUGGGCCAGAACCCUGAGGUGGCCAGAAUAGCCCAGCUGUAUAUCACUGCCUUCCUGCCUGCUGUGCCAGCAAUGUUUCUACAUCAUCUUCAGGUGUCUUACCUGCAGAACCAGGGAAUCAUACUGCCACAAAUGUAUAGUGCUGCUCUGGCAAACAUUGCAAAUGUGGUGACAAACUAUAUUUUUAUUCACUGGCUGGAUCUGGGUGUUAGUGGCUCUGCAGCUGCAAAUACUCUGUCUCAGAUUUACAUCUGUACUUUUCUGUUUGCUUACAUUUUGUGGAAGAGGCUUCAUGUAACAACAUGGGGAGGCUGGUCUGUGGAAUCACUGCAGGACUGGGGCUCCUACAUGAAGCUGGCUAUUCCCAGUACAUUAAUGAAAUGCUUUGAGUGGUGGGUUUAUGAGUUUGGGGGAUUCUUUGCAGGAAUGCUGAGUGGAAAUGAGCUGGCAGCCCAGCACGCUGUCAUGAUGGUGACUGUCAUAACAUAUAUGUUCCCUCUUGGUAUUCAAGCUGCGGCAUGUGCCCGGGUGGGUAAUGCUCUUGGUGCAGGAGACACCGGCAGAGCACUCCUAACUAGCAAGAUGUCCCUUACUCUUGCAGGUAGCAUUGCAGUUGUAGAAGGCCUUGUCCUUGGCUCCGUCAAAACAGUGAUUGGCUUCAUCUUCACGUCAGAUGAGAAGAUCAUAGGUCUGGUCUCACAGCUGAUGAAUGCUUACUGUUUCCUUCAGUUCUUUGAUGGUCUCGUGGUGAGUUUUAGUUACACUUGGCAGCGCGUGUAUGCUCCUAAAAGCAUGACAAGUAAAUCUAAUAUAAAGUUUAUCUCUGUUUCAUCCAAGUGUGUGUGCACGGGCAUUUUCUUAGGCACAGGGAAACAGAAGAUUCCAGCUGUGGCUAAUUUCAUUGGAUACUACUGCAUAGGGCUUUCUCUAAGUAUCACGUUGACAUUCGUUGCAAAACUAAGAGUGUUGGGUUUCUGGCUUGGACUGCUUGUUUGUGUCAUUUUACAAUCUACCUUCUACAUUAUUGUCAUCUUUAAGCUGAACUGGGAACAAAUCACUGAGGAGGCUGUGAAACGGGCUCAGAAAAAUCCUUCGAUAUUAGGAAGAGCUCCCGUGACAGGCACUGUGGAUAACAGCACCCAAGAUCAAACAUCAAGUAAUCUGAUGGAUGGCUAUAUGUCUGUGAGCACUGAGUGCCAAGACAGGGGCACUGUGGUGCAGGAUCGAGAUGUGACACAGAAGCUGAAGGGCAGCCGCCUCUCCAUCACCCAACUGAUCCUCAGGCGAGGCCUCAUUAUGUUUGCUGCAGUUGCACUUCUUGCUGUGGGAGCAGGUGUUCACUUCCUUGUGCCUUUGCCCGAGACCAACUCUACUGUGGACUCGAUCAACACUACAUAUACUCCUGAUCAAAUUUUCUCCACCAUGUUGGUGCCAGAUGAAGAGUCAGAGUGAACAAUAGAUAACUGC
This is a messenger RNA of Pundamilia nyererei, 1921 nucleotides long. RefSeq names its product multidrug and toxin extrusion protein 1-like. The coding region runs from base 53 to 1906 and encodes 617 amino acids. The transcript is spliced from 16 exons. Gene Ontology annotation, cellular component: membrane. Gene Ontology annotation, molecular function: antiporter activity; xenobiotic transmembrane transporter activity. Gene Ontology annotation, biological process: xenobiotic detoxification by transmembrane export across the plasma membrane. NCBI's taxonomy places the organism in Eukaryota, Metazoa, Chordata, Actinopteri, Cichliformes, Cichlidae. The record is from RefSeq and is a predicted model, not a curated record.